Molecule: messenger RNA, 3243 nt
Organism: Phalaenopsis equestris
Lineage: Eukaryota; Viridiplantae; Streptophyta; Magnoliopsida; Asparagales; Orchidaceae
Product: peroxisome biogenesis protein 6
Biological process (GO): protein import into peroxisome matrix
Cellular component (GO): cytosol; peroxisomal membrane
Molecular function (GO): ATP hydrolysis activity; ATP binding
Source: RefSeq, a predicted model, not a curated record
AAACACAUGGACGCAGUAUUUUCCGGCCUCUUGAUACACUUCGUCUUUUGGUCUUCGUUGGCCAAAGUUUAAUCUGAGCAGUUACACAACACCGCCUCAGCCGUAGCCUGAGAUGUUCGUCUGCCGCUUCUAUUUUGGUUGUUUCUCGUCCUCCCGUGUUUCAGUUAUGCACCUGCACCUCCCUCCCCAACUACCCAUUCCUGUGAAACCCUAAUUCGUUGCUCUUGAUGUUGGGAUUGAUCGCAUCAUCGGGGCAUCGGAGUGAAAAUGGUGGAAAGGAGGAAACCUCUUAUAUUGUCCUCUACAAGAGAUAUUAUUGAUUCUGUACUCUCUUCGGCGAAGUCGGGUACUGAAGGGAAUGAUGGAAGGGCAGCCGAUUGGAAGCUCCCGCUGCGCCUGCCGGCCGGGAUUCUCAGGUUCUCCGGCGAUGGCACUGGAGGAAGUGAGCUUCACGAGAGCUCGCAUCUGGUGGGGUUAUCUUCCUCGGUGCUUAGAAAACUCUCGGUGACCACUGGUUCACUGGUUCUCAUAAAGAAUGCUGAUACCCAAGUGGGUAGGCUUGUAAAAGUUUUAUGUCUUGAUCAUCCAGUUUUAGAUGAUGCAAAAAAUGAUUAUAGAACUUCUGCAAAUAUAUCUUCUUCACAACACCUAAUGCGUGCUUUACCCUCAUUUGAGUAUUCUGCCAACCACAAUGUACCCAUUGAUCUCGAAGCUGCAUAUGUCACUCCACUUCUAGCAUUCAACCUUGGAUUGCAUGUUUCAUCUCUCAAAGUUCUUCUUUAUGAAGGUCAAGAAUCUUUGAAUUCUCUAUUUGAGGUUGAAGCUGCGGAAGUAGUAGAGGGAAAGAGGAAUGUUGUUCUUGUUUCAUGGACUAAUUUACCUAGAUAUGCUUCACACCUAAGAAUUUCUUUUGUAAAGAUGCCCGAGUGUGGUAUGCUUCAAUCACUUAAAGGAAAUUCUAAAAUUGAGUCUGAUGAUCACCAAGAUAUGAUUGAUUCAGCUUUGAAUGAUUACUUCAAGGUAGAUAGAUAUUUAACAAGAGGAGAUGUUUUCUAUGUUCAAAUAGACUGGAAUUGCAAUUCAGAGAUGUGUGCUGUUUGCGGCCAAAACUCCAGAAAGAUUUCCAAUAAUUUUGUGUACUUCAAGGUAGUAGCAUUGGAACCACUAGAUGAGCAAACUCUUUGUGUUAACCGCAAUAAAACAGCCCUUGUUCUUGGAGGAAGUGUGGCAUCUGCUAUUCCGGAUUUUUUCCUUGAACCUUCUAUAGAGUGCAUAGCUUUGCAGAGUGAUACAAUAAAAAACUUGGCAUCAAUUAUUGCGCCUACCAUGUGCCCCUCGUUGCUGUCAUCGAAAUUUAGAGUUGCCAUACUCUUACACGGUCCGGCAGGGUGUGGAAAAAGAACCGUUGUUAGAUAUAUUGCUGGCCGGUUUGGCAUGCAUGUUGUGGAGUACAAUUGUCAUGACUUUACCGCAUCGUCAGGGCGAAAUGCUGCUGCGGCGCUUUCUAAUGCCUUUAAAACUGCUCUUAGGUAUUCACCCUGCAUACUUCUUCUUCGCUGCUUUCAUAUGUUUGGGAGCUUAUCUGCUAAUGACGGGUCACCAUCGGAUCAAGUUGCCAUUACAUCCGAAGUGGCAUCAGUUAUUCGAGAUUUUACCGAACCACUGCCUGAAGAAGAAAUCUCACAUACGAGCCAAAUGGAUGUUGGUGGUUUGCAUUUCACUAAUCAUUAUUUAGCGGAACCUGAAAGAGGUAGCAGACAUGGAGUCUUGUUUAUUGCAGUUGCUGACACCAUUGAAAGUCUGCAACCUGCUAUUAGGCGGUGCUUUAGCCAUGAGAUUAGCAUGAGCGUUCUGAAUGAAGCUCAGCGCUUUGAAAUGCUGCUCGAAAAACUAAAAGGUGUUAAUACUGCAAAUGAUGAGAACAUCACUGAGGAAUUUUUGAAAUACUUAGCUGGACAAACAUCUGGGUUUAUGCCACGGGACAUAAGUGCUUUAGUUGCUGAUGCUAGCGCCAGAUUUAUACUUAGGAUUCUAAAUGGCAGUGACGUAGGAGGUGGUAGAAAUUAUAAUGUUCAAAAUAUUGAAGGUUUUCCAUUAGGCAAGGAUGAAGGAGGCUCUGGUGCACUUGAGCAUUUGGACAAAGAAGAUUUCUCCAAAGCUUUAGAACGCUUUAAGACGAGAAAUGCUUCUGCACUUGGUACUCCUAAGGUGCCUAAUGUAAAGUGGGAAGAUGUUGGUGGUCUUGAGGAAGUGAAGAAGUCGAUACUUGACACUGUUCAGUUGCCACUUAUUCAUAAGGAUUUAUUCUCAUCUGGAUUACGCAAACGAUCAGGCGUUCUUCUUUAUGGACCGCCAGGUACAGGGAAGACAUUGCUAGCAAAAGCUGUUGCAACUGAAUGUUCCUUGAAUUUUCUUAGUGUGAAAGGGCCAGAGUUGAUUAACAUGUACAUAGGAGAAUCAGAAAAAAAUGUUCGAGACAUAUUCCAGAAGGCAAGGUCAGCACGUCCUUGUGUCAUUUUCUUUGAUGAGCUUGAUUCUCUUGCUCCUGCCAGGGGAGCAUCUGGUGAUUCGGGUGGUGUUAUGGAUAGAGUUGUUUCCCAGAUGCUUGCAGAAAUUGAUGGGCUUAGUGAGUCUAGUCAGGAUCUAUUUAUUAUAGGUGCAAGCAAUAGACCUGACCUUAUUGAUCCAGCACUUCUACGACCAGGCAGAUUUGACAAGCUUCUUUAUGUUGGAGUGAACUCCGAUGCUUCUUAUAGGGAAAGGGUUCUUACAGCGCUGACACGAAAAUUCAAACUACAUGAUAGUGUAUCUUUGCUUUUUAUAGCUAAGAGAUGUCCUCCAAAUUUCACUGGUGCAGACAUGUAUGCUUUGUGUGCAGAUGCAUGGUUUCACGCAGCGAAGCGGAAAGUUUCCCACAAUCAUCAAGAAACGUCAAUUAUAGAUGAUGCUGAAUCUGUCAUGGUUGAGAUGGAAGAUUUUAUGAAGGUAUUGGGUGAAUUAUCGCCGUCAUUAUCAAUGGCAGAACUGAAAAAAUAUGAACAGUUACGGGAUCAGUUUGAAGGCUCUUUGAAAUAGGAGGAAAUCAGAUGAUGGGAGAAAUUCUGGUUAGAAUAUCUCACAAAUUUUAAUUAGAAUCAACCUCAUUGUUAUCAAAUUCUUUUUGAGAUGAGUGUAAUAUUUAAUUAACCAAUAAAAUUUAUAUUGUAUAUAUUUCAAAGUAAAUCCUUUUGCAAUAAUGCUUGA